CAGGCCGUUACAUUCCAACGAACAUCUCAUCUCCUCCAACGCAGCUUUCUCCAUCUUUGCUCCUUGCGAAUUGAAGCACACAUUCGCACCAUUCAACUCCUCCUUCUUCCUCCUAUCUACAGACCUCAACUUCCUUCGCAAUCGACCCUACAGUUUCCAUCUUCGGCGCAAUCUACCUUCGCGGAUGGUAGGAUUUUAACCUCCGCCUUUAGCUUCGUCGUCGCCAGCAGCAUGGACGAAAACUCCGAUUUGAGGCCUAUCUUCUCCGUUGUCCUCGCUGGCCGCCCCUCCCAUGGACGAAGACUCCGAUUUGAGGUCGAAAGUUCUGGAUCCGCCUUCCUCAAUGGGCGACGACUCUGUUUUGGGCCUGUCGGUGCUGGAUCUGCCAUCUUGAAGGACGAUGACUCUGAUUUGGGGCCGCCACCGCGGGCGGAGGUGCGGUUGUUGUAUUCUGUUCUUCCCGCUUCCUCAAAUGAAGAAAGAAAGCUUGAAUCUGCAUGUUUCUCGUCCUCUGUACAGGCCUGCUCGCUUCCUCCAUUCCAGAUCUACGGUGAUGUGCCGAUGUUGCAGCGUCUAGGGAGUGGCGGGGCAUUGAUGGUCCAGGGAUUUGGGUGACAGGGGUAGGGGAGAUGAGAUUGGGGCUAGAGAGAUGGGGUGGGGAGCUGGCGGCAGAGCUGGGCACUGGGGAGGGGGAGGUGGUUGUGGGCUAGGAGGUGGCUGGGGGCUGGGGAGUCAACCCGGGGCCAGGGUGGUGGUGGCUCGAUGAUGGGCGGAAACAGCGGUAGGGUGGUGCUGUUUCACUGUGGUGGUGAAGGCGUGACUAUAAUGGGCAGGGACAAGGGUGUGAGGGUUGCGGCGGACUAGUCGGGGCGGCGAGGGCAAUCACUGACCGAACGAUGGCGGCAGUCACUGAUCGGCGACCGCCGUCACUGGACGGGGCAGCGACGACAGUCACUAGACAAGGCGGCAGGGACAAUCACAGGAUGGCGGCGGCGAACGCAGACAAGGCGGUGACGCAAGUCACUAGACGGGGCGGCAGCGGCAGUCACCCGAUUGGACGACAACGGCUGUCACUGAACGGGACGAUGGUGUUGGCGGUCACUAAUCGUGGCAGUCGCAAGACAGGGUGGUCACUAUUUGAAAAUUGAAAGUGACUGCCAGUCACUGCGUAUCAAUUCUUAAUUAUACGGCCAUGUGUAUUAGAAGGUCAUAUUAUUGGAAAUUUGUGUUUUAGCUCACUUUUUUAUCAAACCGUCUCUAAUUAGUAAUAACUGUAUAAAAAGGUCGCCACACAAACUUUAC
Messenger RNA from Cuscuta epithymum, 1302 nucleotides. The record is from the annotation of a GenBank genome assembly. NCBI's taxonomy places the organism in Eukaryota, Viridiplantae, Streptophyta, Magnoliopsida, Solanales, Convolvulaceae.